AUGAAGUGCAAUGCAAUAGCCUGGUUAGACAGCAUUCCAUUUAGAAAUAACCAUGUGUGCUCAGCAGCUGGGACUUUCUUUAACACCCUAAACAAACCUGGAAAUACAAUCCAAAUUCAGCUUUGUAAGAUAUCUCCGGUGGCCAUGUCUGCCCCCCGGUCGUCUGUGUUUACAUUUGAGUCCACUGUGCAUUCCUCACAUGUGCUGCGCUGCCUGGACGAGCAGCGGAGCCGGGACGUGUUGUGCGAUGUCACAGUGGUGGUGGAGGGCCAGAGUUUCAGAGCCCACCGCUCAGUGCUCGCUUCGUGUAGCGAGUACUUCACGCAGAGUAUCUCUUCCUUCACGCAGCACGGAGCAGUUAUCACUCUGCCCCGAGAGGUGACAGUUGCUGGCUUUGAACCCUUGUUGAAGUUUGCCUACACGUCCAAACUACACUUUGGAAAAGACAACAUCUUAGAAAUACGAAACUCAGCUGCCGUUCUUGGCUUCAGAGACCUGGAUGGGGGAUGCUUUGAUUUUCUGCUCCCUAAGUUCCUCUCCACUACCAAAGGCUCUCCAUCAUUCAAGGAAAAGGCUUGCUGUAAGGAGAAGUGUGAGAAGCCGCCUUCAGAGGAAAACAGCACCACAGACUCUGACGAUGUAUUGUUGGAUGAAAAAGAAGUACAACCAGUUGCUGACUCAUCAUGCCACCAGGAAGUGGUUUGGGACUGUAACAAAUCAGUGAACAACAAAAUGGGAAGUCAGAACAGUACAGACACUAUUGCGUUAGUAGCUGAGGGGACAAAUGACAGUUUUAUGCAGUGUCCAAAGUAUCGCAAGUUCCAGCUAGCUUGUGGGAAGGACACUUGUGUCACAGAGAAGAGUCUGGCCAAAGCAGGAGGGAUCAGGGAUAACUGUGCCAUCUCCGACUUGCCAUGCUCCAGUAGCGCAAAGAGUAAGAAUGAAACUGAGGCUGAAAUCCUUGGAAAUUCAGCCUCAAGUGCCUGCAGACAGAGUACAGAAGGGGCUGAUGAGCAAUGGAAAAUUCGAAUGCAUGAUGUGAGGAGAGAGAACUGCAUGGGCAGAGCGAUAGCUGUUAUGGUUAAGAAGGACACAAAUGAAAGAGGGGGCAAAUGGAGUGAGAAAGCAGGAGAGAAUGAUAUUAAAAUGGAUGAAGGGCUAGAGGGUAGUAGUGUAAUCACCUCCUCAGACAUAUCCAGUGUCAAGGCAGACUCCUCAGAGUCAAGCGCGGUGCUGACUGAGAGGUCAUCAGGUUUAAUACUGCACUGUCGCCCUCUGAGGGCCGUGAAUGAGGGUCCAGUAAUCUGUAGAUCAAUGGGGCAGGAAGGGUUUUCUACGGACAAUGAAGAAGCAAGAGACCCUAUUGUACUAGGGCCAGUUUCCAGUCAACAAAGGGCAGAGGAAAAGGUAGAAGCGGAGGGGAAGAGGGCAGGUCAUACCUUUCAAGAAGAAAGAAAAGGAGGAGGCAACAAUGGCAGAGUAGCUUUGCCAGUAAAUAAUACCACUGUGGAGAAGGAAGUGGCUGAGAGCCUGGCAAUGCAGCUGGGCUCUGAUAUAUGCUCCUCUCGGCUCAACCUUCAGGACCCCAAGGCAGGAUGUUCCACCAAUACAGGGAGCCGAUACCUUCAGAGCACAUCUUUAGAGUGGCUCAAACAUCACACCACCUUCACCUCUGCAAAAACAAACUGUCCCCUUUUCCAGGAUCUGGACCAAAGGAAGUGUUUAUGGAAAGGAGAAGGGCUGUCAGAGUGUGAGGGGACAUCUCAGUCAGGUGUAUCGUCCUUUAACUCAGGGGAGGACGGAGACUCUGAGACAGAAACAGAAGAAGACAGUGAGUCCUCCACAAGAGAGAGGGCCAGGCAGGUGCAGUUGCCAUUCUCCGUAGACUGGAUAGUGGAUCUGAGCCGGAAUGACUUCCAGCUACUGCUGAAGCAACAUGUCUUUACACGUGAACAGCUGGACUUUGUCCAUGAUAUGAGACGACGCAGCAAAAACCGCCUUGCAGCUCAACGUUGCCGCAAGAGAAAACUAGAUUGCAUUUACAAUCUGCAGUGUGAAAUCAACAAGCUGAAGACAGAGAGGGAGAAACUGAUCGUGGAGAAGAGCCAGUUAAGCCAGCUAAAGCUGAAAACAUGUCACAAUGUUUCUGCUUUAUGCCAGAAGGUCUGCAGUGAAGCAAAUCUACAACCAGAGCAGCUGCAGGUGUUAGCCAAGUACACCUCCUCAGACUGCCCUUUGACCUCUCUUGUCCCUCGCAUAGACACUCUUCUUUCACAGCAUGGGUUGCCACUCCAGCCACAGGCAUCCACCUUGGCUUUUUCUCUGGGUCUUGAACAGUAUAUGACAUCCAUGGAAGCUCCAUUAAGCUCCAGCAGGGACAUGGUCGCUGGACAGCAUUCACUUUAGAUACAGAUCAAACACACUGAUAUGAUGGAAGGAUAAAUAUAGUGUAUCAUAGGAACCAUGGUUCCUGAGCUUUUCAUGUCAAACUGAUUUUUAAACCUUACUGUAAUCCUUAUCAUACAGUACAUACAUAUCACACAGUAUUGGGGGGGGGGCCUGUGCUACAAUAUGAAGCAAUGGCAAUGCCAAGUAUGAUUUAAUCAUAAUCCAAAAAAAUGCAUUUGCAGAUAGAAGGCCAUAAUCAGCUGCAGUUUUAUUAAUUACCUUUUGAUUUCAAAAUGUAUAUUGAAAGGUCGGGUAUGUGGUCCUUAUGUUUAAAAUGAUUAAUUUUGUUUUGCCAAAAAAUAAGAAGUCCUUGAUGGUUUUCUGUAGCCAAUCUUUUUUUUUUUUUUUUUUUUCCAGCAUUGCAAAUAAUUUACUAUAGUUGAAUGUCUGGGGAAGCAAACCAGCACAGUCAGGUAGACAUUUACAGUUCUAACUGGAACUGAACUGGAACAUAUAUCUGUAACACGCUUCACUGCCUGACUACCUCAGGGUUAUGUGUACAUACUUUACAAUACAGGUCUGAGGUGUGAACAGGGAAAAAAAAAAAUACCUCUUACAGACAGUGUUGGUUCUGCCCUUUCACUCAGAGUUCAACACAUGACAGCAUUUUGCACCAAAAACCACAUAACUCAACCAAAUAAGCCUUGACA
Archocentrus centrarchus (flier cichlid) is the source of this 3098-nucleotide messenger RNA. RefSeq names its product BTB and CNC homology 1, basic leucine zipper transcription factor 1 b (gene bach1b). The record is from RefSeq and is a predicted model, not a curated record. Gene Ontology annotation, molecular function: RNA polymerase II cis-regulatory region sequence-specific DNA binding; DNA-binding transcription factor activity, RNA polymerase II-specific; protein binding. Gene Ontology annotation, biological process: regulation of transcription by RNA polymerase II. The transcript is spliced from 6 exons. Bases 1 to 2406 code for a protein of 801 amino acids. Lineage: Eukaryota; Metazoa; Chordata; Actinopteri; Cichliformes; Cichlidae.